UUAUGUCCAAGUAGUCUUCUCUCAUGGCAAAGGCAAACAAGGGGUGUCAGUGUCACCAAUACCAUUCCAUGGUCUCUAAUUUAUGCAAUUACUUUUUGCUACUAUUAUUUCUGUCCGCCGGAGGCACCGCCGUCGAUCAAUUAAGAGACAGUCAUGGGGAUUCUGCCGUUUCGAUGGGAGGAAGAUUUGAAGUUGGUUUUUUCAGUCCUGAGGGAAGCUCAGACGGAAGAAGAUACGUGGGAAUAUGGUUUCGCGGCUCCAAACCGCAAGCCGUUGUAUGGGUUGCCAACAGAGAUCGGCCAUUGUCCGACAACAAUGGAAUUUUCACCAUUAAAGAUGGCAACCUCAUGGUACUGGACUCAAAGGGCACUUCUUUAUGGUCUACCGGCGUCGGAGAUUCCACCAACGAGACAAGAACAGCGAUCCUAAUGGAUUCUGGGAACUUGGUUCUCAAGGAAUUAGGCGGCAAUGGCACAAUUGUGUGGCAGAGUUUCCAAAAUGCAACCGACACUAUACUUCCCGGCAUGAACAUGGGCCACGACUUGAGGUUGACUUCAUGGCGAAGUGCAGACGACCCGUCGCCAGGGAAUUUCACGUUUCUCAAGGAUCUGGGGAGCCGCUACAUAAUCGAGCGGCAUAGUGCACGGUAUUGGGUGAGCAGCGGAGAGUGGCAAAAUUACUCCACCGAAACAGAGGGAAAAAUUGCUGAAGUAAUAGGUUCUUUGUCAAAAAUCGAUCUUUCUAACUUGAAGGCCUCCAACUAUAGCAUUCGUUUUCAAGAUCAAUUGCUGGAUUACAACUAUACAAGAGCAGUUAUGAGUUUCAGCGGGGAAAUACAGUACCUUGCUAGGAACAGAAUGAGUGGAAAAUGGGAUGUCAUCUGGUCAGAACCGGAAACCAGAUGUAGUGUAUUGACAGCUUGUGGGAGGUACUCUAUUUGUCGGAGUGACAGUAUGCAUUGCAGGUGCUUGCCAGGGUUUGAGCCAAAGUCGGAGGAUAAAUGGAAUUCUGGUGAUUACUCAGAUGGGUGCCAGAGAAAAUCAGAAAUUUGCCUCGGAGAAACGGCUCAAAUUCGAGAGUUCUUGACAAUAAAUUUGAAGGUGAGUAAGACGUCUAAUGUUGUCACAGUCGAAGAUAAUGGGGAGUGUCGAAGCAGGUGCCUUGAAUCUUGUAAAUGUGAAGCGUAUUCAGAAAUCAAAAGCAAUGAGAGAGCUGAUGGUACUGUUUCGUGUGCCAUUUGGGAGGUUGAAGAUGAACUUAAAAACAUUGUGGAAUAUGCAGAUGGUGGUGGUGUCAUUAACAUCCGUGUCAAUCAUUCUGACUUUGAGUUUACAAAGUUCGACUGUGAAGCAUGUGGAGGCAACAUCAUCCCUUAUCCUCUAAGCCUAAUCACAAGAUACACCAACUGCGGUACUCCUUUGUAUCGUAACUUCACUUGUGACACUUCCAGCGGUCGGAUGGGCUUUCUUUGGGAAGGUGUUGACUACAAUCUCACAUACAUCAAUCCAGAACAAAAUACUUUUACCAUUGGAACAAACCAGUCUAUCUGCAGAGGUAAUGAUGCAGAGCAAAUUCAAAAGCUUCUGAAAUUGGAACAGUCGUCUAUAUACCAAGUCAUCAGCGGUUGUGACUCUGAGUUCAAUGAAGUUGAUGUUCAAUGGAAGAAACCAUUAGAGCCAAUCUGUAAUUCACCAGAAGAUUGCAGCUACUGGCCGAAUUCGAAAUGCAACUCAUCAACAGAUGGAACAAACAGGUGCUUGUGCAAUCCUUCUUUCGAGUGGAUUGGCACUGGCUGCCGUAAAGGGACAGAGAAUGGUUGGAAAGAGCCACGUCCAAAUGUCAGAGUUGUUAUCAUUGUCACAGUGACUACCAUUGUCGUCUUGAUUGUUAUUUCUUGUUUGGUGUUGUAUAUUUACUACAAACGAAGGAAGCUACAAAAUCAACAAGAGAAAAGAGCAAGUUUUUGGCGAAAUCAGGAAACUCACUUGUAUGACACUGAGAAACGUGUGAGAGACUUUAUGGGUUCCGGAAUGUUUGGAGAAGAUGAUAGAAAAGCCAUAGAAGUGCCAGUUUUUGAUUUGGAAACCAUACUCAGUGCUACAGACAACUUCUCUGAAGCUAACAAAAUUGGGAGAGGGGGAUUUGGGACAGUUUACAAGGGAAAUUUUCCAGGACUGGAAACUGCAAUAAAGAGGCUGUCCAGAGGCUCUGCCCAGGGCGUAGAUGAGUUCAAGAAUGAGGCCAUUCUGAUCGCCAAACUUCAGCAUCGAAAUCUCGUUAGACUUUUGGGCUAUUGUGUUGCGGGAGAAGAAAAAAUACUGGUCUAUGAAUAUAUGCCCAACAAAAGCUUAGACUUUUUUUUAUUUGAUCGAACACAAUGUUUACUGGUGAGUUGGGAAAUGCGGUUUAAUAUCAUAGUGGGAAUCGCCAGAGGGCUGGUUUAUCUCCAUGAAGAUUCAAGGUUGAGGAUUAUCCAUAGGGAUAUGAAAACAAGCAAUGUUCUGUUAGACGCAGAAAUGAAUCCUAAAAUUUCCGACUUUGGUUUGGCAAGAAUCUUUGAUGGCAAACAAACUGAGGCAACCACCACUAGAGUUGUUGGAACUUAUGGGUACAUGUCACCAGAAUAUGCGUUGGACGGAUCAUUCUCCAUCAAAUCUGAUGUGUUCAGCUUUGGUAUAGUUGUACUUGAGAUCGUGAGUGGAAGAAGAAACACUGGUUUUUACCAGUCAAAAGAAGCCUUGAACCUUCUUGGACACGUAUGGAAAUUGUGGAGAGACAAGGAAGCAUUAGACAUAACAGAGGCGGGUGUUCGUGAAAGGUGCAAUCCAAGUGAAGUUAUAAAGUGUGUGGCUGUGGGGCUGCUGUGUGUUCAAGAAGAUCCCAACGAUCGUCCCACCAUGUCGAGUGUAGCUUUUAUGCUCAGCUCUGGCACCGACCCUGCUUCUCUUCCAAAUCCUAAACAGCCAGCUUUCGUUGAUAAAAAAUUAACUCCUACUUCUUCUGCAACUUCUUCUUCGGGCUUUAAGCAAGAAAUAGUAAGCAACGAUUUUAGCUUACUUGAGCCUCGUUAAAUUCCAGAUUUCAUUUCCUGUAAUUGUUCUCCACCUAGAUAACUUCACCCAAAGAUAUAUUGUAAGUUUGUAAUUUAUCAAUUCAAUAGCACCAAAAUAUUUUCCCCUCCCACCUAAUAAUAAGUUUCCAUUUUGGAUUUCA
Molecule: messenger RNA, 3213 nt
Organism: Momordica charantia (bitter melon)
Lineage: Eukaryota; Viridiplantae; Streptophyta; Magnoliopsida; Cucurbitales; Cucurbitaceae
Product: G-type lectin S-receptor-like serine/threonine-protein kinase At4g03230
Biological process (GO): recognition of pollen; protein phosphorylation
Cellular component (GO): plasma membrane
Molecular function (GO): protein serine/threonine kinase activity; ATP binding
Source: RefSeq, a predicted model, not a curated record